AUUGUCUCAGUGUGUGUUUUCCAGCUGGUCUGGCUCAGGAGGAGUUGCUUCAGAGACACCGUUGCACUUUUUUUUUCUUACUAUCUUUUGUCUUGUUAGUUUGUCAAACAUGUCUUUUUCUUGCGAUCACUCUCUGGAUGGAAGCUUUCCUCCGUCUCCAGCGGAGGACAGGGUCACAAAGCGCCUGUCCUGGGGCAGUCUGCUGCAGAAGCUGACCGAGCUGAAGGGGAUCAAUCAGAGCACAGUCACAGUAGAUCAGCAGUGCAGCAGGAGUGAAACUGGAUCUGUUGCAGACAUGUCCCUGUCAGAACUAGACAGUAGUUUCUUCUGUUAUCCCCUGGAGGAGACGUUGGCUACAGAGGUUGUCUCAACUAUAUCGCAAUGUCUGCACGAUGCAUCAGACACCCUGGGCUGCUCCAAACUCAUCUUACCUGACUUUUUACUGCACAACAUCAGCCAAGAACUGCUCCACUUGGCUCUAAGUGAACCGUGUGGCCUCAAGGGAGCCCUAAUUGACCUGUGUGUGGACAGAGAAGACCAGGGCCCUCUGUGCUUUGUGGACCAAAUAGCAGUGGAUGCCACCCUGGUCCCAACAUUUCAUGUGACUCUGGUGUUGAGGCUCGAGUCCGGUGGACUGUGGCCUAAAGUUCAGAGGCUCUUCAAGGUUAGCAAGUCACAACAGAUGUCUGCGACAUCUGUAAGACAUCAGAACACUCUGAGGCUGAGUACGAGCUUCAGGGCUAUCAAGAGAAAACUCUAUUGUUCGGGGGAGCUGCUGAUUGAGGAGUGCUGCUGACCAAGCGCUCUUGUCCCUGAUAAGCAGAAUUGAAUUCAUAUAUACCGUGAAGUAUAUAAGUCUUUUAGACAUCGCCAAAGCUCUCAAACGGCACUGACCUAACACAUAGGUGUCUUUGUUGGUGUAUUUCUUGUGAAUCAAGGCCAACUUAUGUCUUAUGGCAGCUACUCACCUGAUUGCAGGUGACUCAACAGGGAAGACUCGUGUUUGAACAUGGGUUUAGUGUGCUUCCUAUGAAUGUGAAUCCCACUGUUUUGAGGGAAUGGCUUUUGUAUUUGACAGUCAAAUAUAACCUUGAAACUUGUGUUUUGUAUUUUCAACGACUUAUGCAAGCAAAUAAAUUAUUUUCUAUAAAAAAA
Larimichthys crocea (large yellow croaker) is the source of this 1155-nucleotide messenger RNA. RefSeq names its product DNA damage-inducible transcript 4 protein. The record is from RefSeq and is a predicted model, not a curated record. The coding region runs from base 110 to 796 and encodes 228 amino acids. Lineage: Eukaryota; Metazoa; Chordata; Actinopteri; Sciaenidae. Gene Ontology annotation, molecular function: 14-3-3 protein binding. Gene Ontology annotation, biological process: negative regulation of TOR signaling; response to hypoxia; apoptotic process. The transcript is spliced from 2 exons. Gene Ontology annotation, cellular component: cytoplasm.